Molecule: messenger RNA, 2354 nt
Organism: Hyla sarda
Lineage: Eukaryota; Metazoa; Chordata; Amphibia; Anura; Hylidae
Gene: LAMP1
Product: lysosomal associated membrane protein 1
Exons: 9
Coding region: 138-1388 (416 amino acids)
Cellular component (GO): membrane
Source: RefSeq, a predicted model, not a curated record
CUUCUGUGUGAGCUCUUCUGUGCUGUCUCUCUUGGUGUCUCCCGUGAGGCCGGUACCGCCAGUCCUGCCCGGUGCAAAGCGGAGUUUACGGUGAAUACAAGGCGGACUAGGCCGUUGUGUUCAGACCCGACGACAGAAUGAGGGCGCUGCUGGAGGCCGUGCUGGCGACGGCGCUGCUGCUUGGUAUUUUCCAGUCUGGUUGCUCUGUAACUUUUGAGGUGAAAGAUGACGCCAAUAAAACUUGUAUAUUGACAGACUUCUCCAUCAAUUUCACUGUUGAGUAUAAGAAGGGUGAUAAACAGGCUAUUGCCAGUUUUCCAUUACCUGAAAGUGCAGCAGUUGACAAGUUGAGUUCUUGUGGCAAGACUGGUACAGAACCAAUUUUGGUCAUUACAUUUGGAUCCAACUUCUCCCUCAGCGUACAUUUUAAUAAAACUGAUACAGACUAUCGUGUUGAGCAACUAGUGUUCGUUUACAACCUUUCAGAUGCAAACACUUUCCCAGAGGCAGCUGAAAAGGGUACCAAGCAAGUGUCAUCAAACAAACCAGAAAUAUCUGCUAAAAAAAACAACUAUUACCAGUGUUCCAGCCCACACCUUGUCAGAAUGGAUAAUGUAAAUGCAACAUUUCAUAAUGUUAAGCUGGAAGCUUAUUUCAGUGGCAGCAAUUACAGCGGAAAUGCAACCCUCUGCAAAGAAGAUGCUACUCCUACUUCUGCCCCUACUGUUGCACCCCAUACUUCUACCCAUACGCCCACACCAACUUCAGCACCAGUUAAGCCUAAAACGCCUGACAAUGGGGAGUACAGAGUUAAUGCAUCCUCUGGGACACUUUGUAUCUUUGCCAAGAUGGGGUUGCAGCUAAAUAUCACCUACAGAAAAAAUAAUAAGAACGUUUCUUAUGAGUUUAAUAUUGAUCCAAAUCAAGUCAAGCCAGAUGGCAACUGCUCUAAUGAUUAUGCAACGCUGCGACUUUUUUCCAAGGUGGUCGACCUUUUGUUCAACUUCACUUUGAACACCACAGAAAACAAAUUUUACCUUGGUCAUGUCAACCUAAGCACAAUUGUCCCAGAUGGAAACGAAACAAUUAAUGUAGACAGCGGCAGCCUCUCCUAUCUGCAGACCACAACACACAAGUCCUACAAAUGCAACGCAAAGCAGACAUUGAAGAUUACAGACGAUUUUUCUAUUAACACCUACAACCUCCAAAUUCAGGCAUUUGAUAUAGAUGGAAACAAAUUUGGACCAGCUGUCGAAUGUGCAGAGGAUCAGAAUGGCAUGCUGGUACCCAUCAUUGUCGGAGCUGCGCUGGCUGGACUGGUUCUAAUUGUGCUGAUUGCCUAUCUCAUCGGCAGAAAGAGAAGUCAUGCCGGAUAUCAGACGAUUUAAGUGCAACAUCUUCCGUUCUGUAAAUUUACCACUAGCUCAGUACAGAAUUGCUGGGAGCCAACAGUUAUGAUUAGGGAGAUUCCAUUGUGUGGGGGGGGGAAAAAAUUCACGCAAAUUGCUUCAUAAGAUAUCCUGCUGUUUUAAUGUGAACUACCAUUUAAAAAGCAUAUACUGACUAUGCACUGAGUUAUAUCCAGAACCUGAGUUUCAAUUUUUGGUUUUCCAUGGGAAAUGGUUUAUGAUGAGAAUUGGGAAAACCAACUUUUUACACAGUGCGAAUAUAAUAAAAAAAAGUAAAUAAAAAGAAAUAAAAAAAAUUCUUAAAAGGGCAUCUGUCAUAGUUUAUGCAUGUGAAACGACUGGCACAGUCAAGUAGAUGUUAGCUUAUAUAAAUGUAUGGAAUGAUACUCACAUCUAUUUGACUGUGCCAGCGAUUUCUUAUGCGUAAGCUAGGUGACAGAUGCAGUGGGAAUGCACUACUUAUGCAUCCAGUACUUCUUGCUUAAACUCUUAAUACUCAAAGGGAAAUUUUUACAUUACUACAUUUACUACAUCUACAAGUAUUGUUGAUCAUCCUGCGGUUGUUGAAUGACUUAAUUUACCUUAAGAUAACAGUUGUAGUGUUUUUGGUUUCAGUGAUCAUAAUUCUCUCUGCCCGCUAGAGAUGACCGUCAAUGCCGUGCUGGGCGUUAACAGUGCACUAUUUUCAAUUCUUUUAAAUCUUGUUUUUGCUGUUCUGGAAGCUCUGCUUUUUCAGAGCUAUUAAUUUUCUAAAAAAUAAACUAAAGGAAAAAUGGAUGUGAUGGUUUGUCUUUUUAGUUCAAAGUUAGAUUGGAUGAUAUUUUCCUGCACAUGUGUACAGUAUAGAAGUGUAAAUGCAGAAUGCCUUGCUUGGUGCCUGGUUGGGGUUGUACACUUCAGAAAUGUCUGCAUUGCCUUAACAAUGCUAAUAAAAUGUGUUCUUUA